UGACAGAUCACUCGUUCAAACGCAACCCAUGCAUACCUUUCAUAUACAGAUUUGAAUUCUGACGGCAUGUAUGCCUGUGAAGUGAGCACUGAAGGUCCGUCCUUCUCCACCAUCAGAAGUGAGCGACUAAUGAAAGUUUACGCUUUACCACAAGAAAACCUGCAGAUAGAGGGCAAAGAAGUUCAAUACGAUGUUAACGACAAGAUUAAUCUGAGCUGUAGGUCCGGGGAUGGGAGGCCUCUUCCACAGCUUUCCUGGUAUAUCAAUGACAAUAUGGCAUCAAGCGAUCAGUUAAUGAUUUAUCCGCCGAAAACAAACGCAGACGGACUGCAGAGCACCAAAUUAGGGCUCGUAUUCCGGGCCACUCCUAACUACUUUCAUCGGGGAGUGUUGAGGUUGCGCUGCACGGCUACCCUCACUCUGGUCUACGACUUCGAGGCAGUCGAGUAUGUGGUCAGCGGAACCGUUAAAAACAAGACAUAUUUGACACCACAUAAUAAAGAUGCUGUGUAUACAAAACUGUUGGCAAAGCCAAUGAUGCAGAGCUUAAAUAAAUUGAGCCAGGUUGGUUUUGAAGUUCCGUCGGCCGUAGCGAAGGGACAGCCGAUAGCACUGCACUGUAACUUCGACCUGGAAGGGGAUGAGCUCUACUCUGUGAAGUACUAUAAAGAUUACGUCGAGUUUUAUCGAUAUUUGCCAACCGAUGAGCCCCGACCCGCACAAAAGUUUAAGCUUAAAGGAGCUUAUGUUGACGACAACUACUCGGGAGACGUAAUGACUGCCAUCCCGAGAGCGCACAGUUGGGUGGAGUCGCUGGAGAUGAGAAGGAAAGGGAGAGAGAGAAUACUAGUGCCUAAAAGUCAGAUUAGCCUGAUAUCUGAACACACCAUCGAAAUGUUGUUCAAAGAGACUCAUCGCACGAUAUUUUUCACGUCACCACUCAAUCCUUUGCGCGUUUAG
Molecule: messenger RNA, 960 nt
Organism: Oppiella nova
Lineage: Eukaryota; Metazoa; Arthropoda; Arachnida; Sarcoptiformes; Oppiidae
Source: the annotation of a GenBank genome assembly